Messenger RNA from Stegastes partitus (bicolor damselfish), 1400 nucleotides. Its product is annotated as histone-lysine N-methyltransferase PRDM9. Lineage: Eukaryota; Metazoa; Chordata; Actinopteri; Pomacentridae. Gene Ontology annotation, cellular component: nucleus. Gene Ontology annotation, molecular function: RNA polymerase II cis-regulatory region sequence-specific DNA binding; DNA-binding transcription factor activity, RNA polymerase II-specific. The transcript is spliced from 4 exons. Gene Ontology annotation, biological process: regulation of transcription by RNA polymerase II. The record is from RefSeq and is a predicted model, not a curated record. The coding region runs from base 143 to 1318 and encodes 391 amino acids.
GUAGGCAUGCUUACACACCUCCUCUAGUGUGCUUUCUUGCAACUAUAUCUGCCAGUGAUCACAAAGACUCCUUGGCUGCAACAACUUAUCUGGGUGCAUCUCGUGUGUCUCAAACCAAAAAAAAAAAGGAGAAAAAACAAUCAUGUCGACAGUCUUUUCUUUCCAAGCACAGCUCGUCUCCAUCAUGGACGCGUUAUCCAAAACAGCUGUGAUAGAAAUAAGCAAACUGGUCGAGAUCGAGUCGAAGAUGCUGAAAAUAGAGAUAACUCGAGGGCGUAACGAAAUCGCCUCGCUAUCAGAGAAACUGCAGCUGAUGGAGAAACUGCUUUAUAUCGCACAAGGAGGCAGGCAGGACGCAGCAUCAGCAUGUUCCCUGGUGAGGGACACUUCAGAAAACGCUCUACUGGAGCCUGACAGGACAAGACCUGCAAUAAAAAGUGAAAGCCCAUGGGAAAGUAGAAGUUGCUCCACUGAGAUGAGUAGCUUGCAUCAAGGUGAAGAGCAUACUGCAGCUGAACUUCCAAACCCACCGAGAGAGCAGCCUGAACUGAUAGUGGUAAAGGAAGAGCAGCCAGAGGUUGAUAACAGAAACACUGAACAAGCUCGGACAAGUGAAGACACAGGAAGGGAAGCAGUCACAGACACCCAGAUGAGUCAAGAUGUGAUGCAGCAUCCCAAACCCAUCGCAGAACACCAGCAGCCUCUGUUCACUGAUAGCUUUGUGACUUUGAACACCCAGCUGUCUCUCGCUGAACCAGGGCGGAGGGAAACACACUGGAAUCCACAGCUUACAGCUGCACACACAAACUUAGAAGCUGGCAAAAGCUUGGGUCAAAAUGUAGCCUCCCAAAGCUUUAGUGUACUCAGGAAUAUGAAGUUUCACAACUUGAGGAACUCAGCUGCUAAAAGGUUUGGCUGUUUGCAAUGCGGCAAGAGCUUCAGAUGCUUUAGUCAGCUUGAAAUACACCAGAGAAGUCACACAGGUGAGAAACCGUUCAGGUGCACGCUGUGUGGAAAGCGAUAUGCACAGAAAGGGCACCUUUAUACACAUCAGCGCACGCACACUGGGGAGAAGCCAUAUCGCUGUCCUAUUUGUGGAAAGGGCUUUAUUCAGAAAUGCACCCUCGAUAUGCAUCAGCGCACGCACACUGGGGAGAAACCAUUUGUUUGUAUUAAAUGCGGCAAAGGUUUUACAAAGAACUGUAAUCUGAAAAAACACCUUGCAGUACAUCUAGAUCCUAGUUUGAACUCACUACCGUAUGGUAGUGAGUCCAGUACACCGACAUUUAGUGGGAAAUUCAUAAAUGGAACCACUUAAAUUCCAAACCACCACAAAAUACAACUUUUCCUGCUGUUUAAUUCAAAUGCUUUGUGGAAAAUAAAGUUCUAUUUGUUCCAGA